UGUGGGUGGAGGGAACUUGGGGUGAAAGUUUCGAGAUGCAGCAAAGACUCGCAUAAAUGCAUAACCUUGACUUGGAGCGAACAAAGGCUCACCGCGCGCCUCACCAACGUCUAUUUCACACUCACCACGACACCAAACCUUGCUUCACCGGGAAAUUCUGUCCUCCAAGGCAUCGUUUUCAUCAACGAGAACCACCAUGGCGUCAGCAUUUGUCGCGCCCGGCCAGCAACGCUACCUGCGCGCCUGCAUGGUAUGCUCCAUCGUCCAGACCUACGCGCGCUUCCGAGAUGGCGGGUGCCCCAACUGCGAGGAGUUUCUCCGUCUCCAGGGCUCGCAGGACCAGAUUGAGAGCUGCACCUCGCAGGUUUUCGAGGGUGUGAUCACGCUCGCGGAUCCCACGAAAAGCUGGGUCGCCAAGUGGCAGCGACUGGACAAGUACGUCGCCGGCAUGUAUGCCAUCAAGGUCAGCGGGCAGUUGCCGGACGAAGUGAGGAGUACCCUGGAAGAGGAGUAUAGGAUACCGUAUAUCCCACGAGACGGCAGUGAGGCGGAGAUUGAUCAAUAAAAUGAAGAGUACCGACUGUACAGUAUCACGGCGACAGGCGUUGGACGGAGCUGGGAAAGAACUCUUUUUAUUUACAUCAUCACUUGACUACAACAGCUGAGCAACGAAUGGUAUUUGGAUGAACGCUCUAUU
This is a messenger RNA of Emericellopsis atlantica, 697 nucleotides long. RefSeq names its product transcription elongation protein Spt4. Gene Ontology annotation, biological process: regulation of transcription elongation by RNA polymerase II; positive regulation of DNA-templated transcription, elongation; mRNA processing. The coding region runs from base 197 to 565 and encodes 122 amino acids. Gene Ontology annotation, cellular component: DSIF complex; nucleus. NCBI's taxonomy places the organism in Eukaryota, Fungi, Ascomycota, Sordariomycetes, Hypocreales, Bionectriaceae. Gene Ontology annotation, molecular function: RNA polymerase II complex binding; zinc ion binding. The record is from RefSeq and is a predicted model, not a curated record. The transcript is spliced from 3 exons.